AUGGCAGCUUCUCACAACUCACUCCGGGAUCGUCAGAUCAGAUCAAUUGAGCGCAUGCUAAAUUUGAACCAUGACUCUCCCGAAUCUGCAAAUUCCCACGAUCAAACCUCACACACUGGAAUUGCGGUUCCAUCAGUACCAAUUCUAAAUGAAGAUGGGGAACCAAUAUGGAAAGUGUUGGUCUUCGAUGACUUAGGACGAGAUGUUAUCAGCAGUGUACUACGGGUCAGUGAUUUAAGAGCCUGGGGAGUUACAAUGCAUAUGCAUAUAUCAGCAAAUCGUCAUCCUAUUCCAGAUGUCCCAGUAUUAUAUUUAGUCGAACCUACUGAAGCAAACCUAAAGGGCAUCACCAGUGAUCUCUCCAGAGGUCUCUAUUCCCCUGCCUACAUCAACUUUCUCUCCUCGAUACCCCGCGCAUUACUAGAAGAUUUCGCAAAACAAACGGCAGAAGCUGGAACAUCCGAAAAUAUUGCUCAAUUCUAUGAUCAAUACCUCAAUUUCAUUGUGGGUGAACCAGAUUUGUUCAGUCUUGGUAUGAGAAAGGAGAAUACGUAUUGGGCAUUAAACAGCGCAAAGACAAAGGAUGAGGAAUUGGACAAUGUGGUUGAUAGGAUCGUCAGUGGACUUUUCAGUGUUAUGGUCACAAUGGGUGUCAUGCCGAUAAUUAGAUGUCCUCCUGGUGCAGCUGCAGAAAUGAUUUCUGCUAAGCUCGAUCGAAAAUUACGAGAUCACAUCCUCAAUUCGAAAGACAAUUUAUUCUCUGCCCCAAGCAAUCGACAAUCUACUACUGCGCCUUCUUCACGACCUGUUCUUAUUAUCCUUGAUCGAAAUGUUGAUUUAAUACCUAUGCUGUCGCAUUCUUGGACAUAUCAAUCACUCGUACACGAUGUUCUUAAAAUGAAGUUGAAUCGAAUUACCGUCGAGACACCAAUUGAUGAAGAGAAUCCGGCAAAGGGUACAACUAAGAAGGCAUACGAUUUAAAUGCAAACGAUUUCUUUUGGGCGAAAAAUUCUGCUGUACCAUUUCCACAGGUAGCGGAGGAUAUUGAUGCAGAAUUGAUGCGAUAUAAGGCCGAUGCAAAUGAUAUAACGAAGAAGACUGGAGCUUCUUCCAUAGAAGAUCUUCAAAAUGAUACGAGUGCUUCAGCACAACAUCUGAAAGCUGCCAUUACCUUACUUCCAGAAUUGAGGGAACGAAAAGCUGUGCUGGAUAUGCAUAUGAAUAUAUUAGCUGGACUUCUGACCGGCAUAAAGGACCGACAAUUAGACAACUUUUAUCAAAUGGAGGAAAACAUUAUGAAGCAAACGAAGGCACAAAUGCUUGAGGUGAUAAAUGAUCCGGAUAAAGGCAAAGAACCAACGGAUAAAUUGAGAUUGUUCAUCAUAUGGUACUUAAGUACCGAGCAAGAAAUUACAAGAGCAGAGAUGGACAAAUUUGAAGAGUCAUUGAAAGCUGCAGGUGCUGAUACUACAUCUCUGUCAUAUGUCAAACAAGUUCGUACCACAACCCGUAUGACCAUGCUCACCACGGCCCCUACACCCGCUUCUCAACCACCAAGUACAUCCGGUGAUCUUUUCCGUGGUCUUUCUUCCAUUUCCUCCCGCCUCACCACGUCCCUCAAAGAAACUGGUAUCACUACCAAUUUUGAUAAUAUCAUUUCUGGAGUGAAGAAUUUCCUCCCCGCAAAUCGCGAUCUUACUGUUACAAAAAUUACAGAAUCUAUCAUGGAUCCUUCAUCAGCUUCUAGCUCCGCUAUUGCAAAAACCGAAGAUUAUCUCUACUUUGAUCCUAGAUCGGCAAAUGCAAGAGGUACCGUACCUCCAGCUAGUGCAAGUAGAAGGAAUGAAAUGCCAGGUGGUCUAGCAGGGCCUGGUAUCACCCCAAGUUUUGGAAUGCGUAGACAAGGGUUUACUGAGGCGAUUGUUUUUACAGUUGGUGGAGGUAGUAUGGACGAGUAUGGUAAUUUGCAGGAGUGGGCGAGGAGGGUAAAUAAGGAGGGCGGAGGUAGUGGAAUUGGGAAGAGAAGAGUGGUUUAUGGAAGUACGGAGUUGGUUAAUGCGGAGGAGUUUUUGGGUGGGGAACUAAAGAUUUUGGGUGGUGAAUCUUCGUAG
This is a messenger RNA of Sclerotinia sclerotiorum 1980 UF-70, 2112 nucleotides long. RefSeq lists its product as hypothetical. The record is from RefSeq and is a predicted model, not a curated record. Gene Ontology annotation, cellular component: Golgi membrane; cytosol. Lineage: Eukaryota; Fungi; Ascomycota; Leotiomycetes; Helotiales; Sclerotiniaceae. Gene Ontology annotation, molecular function: syntaxin binding. Gene Ontology annotation, biological process: endoplasmic reticulum to Golgi vesicle-mediated transport; intracellular protein transport. The transcript is spliced from 5 exons. The coding region runs from base 1 to 2112 and encodes 703 amino acids.